AUGAUUGAAAAAAAAUGGCCGCCUAGUACCUCCACUGAGUGAUUAAAAAGCCUCAAAAUAAAAUAAACCGCGAUUUAAAAAAUAAAAUAUAUUAACAAUAAAUAUAUAAUAAAGUGAGUGUAUGAUAAAAAAUAAAGCUGAGCAUCAUCAUUAGCAAUAAUCAGCACAUAAUUACCAAGCAAAUAGCGCCAAGAUAUUGCCGUGAAAAAUAUCCACUCACAUGUCUUGGUAUUGGUACACAUAUCGUUUGUUAUCAAUCUUACAGCAGUGAUAGUUUGUUUUAAAUAAUAAUCAGUGUUUAAGUGAUAAUGAUAAUGAUCUUGCUUAACUUUUUCGGUGGCUCGUGUUCUACGGGACAAGUUAAAGUUUAUUAAUAAAUAAUUGAUUUAUCAAUAAUUAAAUUUUGAAAAAUUUAUUGAUAACAUAUUUAUUUAUAAAUAAAGGAUUUUGUUUAUUUAAAUUUAUGGAUUAUGGCGACUAUGGAUUUUGAUGCUGAAUUUUUUGAAAAGAGACUGCAGAAUCUUAAAGAUUCACAGGAUUCGAUACAAAGUUUGUCAUCCUGGUGUCUUGAACGUCGUCCUCAUCACAAAAAAAUCGUCGCUUCAUGGUUGCAAGUUUUGAAAAAAGUAAAAGUUGAACACCGGCUGACUUUAUUUUAUCUGGCAAAUGACGUGAUCCAGUAUUCGAAGCGUAAAAAUUUUGAAUUUGUUGAGUCCUGGGGUACGACAUUGCAACGAGCGACGACAAUGGUCAGGGACGAGAAGGUAAAGCACCGGAUUCUCCGUAUUUUUAAAAUCUGGGACCAGAGGCAAGUUUAUGAUGAAGAAUUUUUGGCGGAUUUGUCGGGACUCAUUUCCGCGGCGCCGAAGAAGAAAGCAGAGCCCCAGCCGAUAGUGGUCCCGGAAGAGUUCCAGGCUGCGCUGCUGAUCUCGACGAUGAGGUCCUGCGCGACUCUGGAGCAGGCAACUGAUGCCAGGCUGAGAGACCUGCGUGAAAGUAACGUCGACAUUGAUAACGCCGAGGAACUUUGCGCUUCGCUUAAAGAUCGCAGGCACGUCGAGGACGCGGAGAAGGAAGUGGAGAUCGCGGUGAGCAACGUAGAGAAUUACGUGCGCGCGCUAGAAGCUGAGAUCAGGGAGAGAGCUCAGGUGUUGGAGCUGCUCGAGCAGGCGGAUCAGUUUUAUGAGACUCAGAGGGGAGAAGUUAAAAUUGUCGCCAAUGCUUACAGGAACUUUGGUAGCCGUGUAAAAAAUUUGAAGAAGAAACUCGAUGAGUUGCUGCCGACUCUUACGUCUCCUAUACCUUCGCCGGACAUAAACGCGCCGUCACCGAGUCCUGACAGUGACAUUGAGUUACCUGGUGAUGAAUUGAAUCCCAGUAGCAAUAUUAUUGACGUAACUCCUGCCCCAAUGUAUGGGUCCUAUGUCCCGGAGUAUGAUAUCGCAGCCAUUCCCCCGCCAGAUUUGACUCAAGGAAACAGUUCCAAUGACUUUACCACCAACUUCUCCUCAUUCAUGGGCGGGAAUGUUGACUUUGAUAUGAGGAGUAUUUUUAAUGAUAGAUCAUUAACACCAACUGGAAGUAAUCAAUCGUACAACAUACCAACAGAGGCGAUGCCGAUAGAAGUAAUAAAUAUGCGACCAAAAGACGGCAAUGAGUUCGCGCCGAGUUUUUUAAAAUCAGUUCUUCCGAGCUCAGAAGCACCUUCAGGAAUUCCUGGUUUAGGCCUCGACAUACCCGAGCCACCGGCAGAAACACCGCAGCAAUCAGAGUAUCCACAUUUACCUGGUCAGCUAAAUAGCAACGCGGCAUCGCGAAUGGGCUUAGGAAAUCAUCAGCUGCGUAAUUUAGCCAACGACUCGCACACUCCGUCACCUUAUUCGAGUCAAGGCAGCCAGAGCAACGUCACCAUGGCUUUUGAAACUCAAAAUACUGUGCCAAUAAACCCGUUGCCGCCACCUCCGUUACCGCCACCCAUUUUCCUGGAUGAUGAAAACUGUUACAAUAAAUUGCCGCCUAAAUUUCCUACAUGGACACCUACCAAUGAAGCUAAAAAUUUGAAUACAUGGACUGAAGACAAACCGAAAGCCUGGGAAGGAAGUGACAAUCGUUGGCCCGAGCCUGAGACAGCCUGGUCGAACGGUAUGCAAGCAAAGCCAUUGCCCUCUGAAGCACCGGAGUCUCCAUCGAGCUACGAGAAGUCCAGCUUCCGAGAGUCAGUCCCGUAUACGGAUCCCCAGAGCCAAGAACCUCUGCUUAGUAGCGCUACCGACGUAGAUCACCGGGUAGUUCCAGCUCCAAUGCCCACGGACAUCCACCUUCCGCGAUUGAUGAAAUCCGGGGAUGUUGAUCACAGGAAUUUGAUCAGUCUGACCGGCAGUCCCGCUAGCGCCAUUACUUCAGAACCAGUUACCUCAAACAGCCGCGUCUGGGACUCUGAUCAAGACUACAGACAAGUACAGUCGGGUGACAUAGUAGAGAGCGUAGACAUGGAAAUGUCUGAUGAGGAAGUUGACGGACCAGGUGUAAAGCAAAAGAACCGAGUCCUGGUUGAUUUAAGAUCCCAGGACCGCGACAUGCGGAUUAAUCCUCAGCAACAGCCGCCGAUGCCUCCGCGUCAUGACAUGGACAUGCGAAUGAUUCCACUACCAAGCAAUCCAAUGAUACGCGGCCCCAUGACACCUGAUUUACGCAACGUUCACAUCAGGCCACCCCCACCUUCAGCGUUUCACCCCCAGGAAUUCGUUCCCAGUCAGCAAAAUAAUUUCCCGCGCUCAGAUGAUUUUACCGGCGGUAAUUGUCAGCAACCUAUGCCUGGAUUUAUGCCCAACGCUGACUUUCCUCCUCACCAGGAAUAUUUACGUCAAGAAAUAUACGAAGGUUAUCAAGGUCCAGGUGAUCACCAGCCCCAAAUGUUCCGAGGACGUGGCAGAGGCUUCAGAAACCGGUUUUCGGACCACGACCGUCGGCGUAGACACGACGAAAAUUUAUCCGACAGGCAAAAUUUGCAACCGCCUGACACUGUUGUAAUUUUAGACGACAAUGGCAUGCCCAUAAUGCCAGAUAUUAAUGAAGGACGUCUUUCUCGUGACCCUGAGGAACGUGACAAUGAAUUACGGCCACCUGGACACAGUCCCGAGGCUUUAGAAGUGCCGCUAACUGAUAAACUUGGUGACGAGAUAAUAAAUCCGGAAGAACGGGCGCAGACGGCUGACGAAGCGCCGCGGAAUUUAUCUGAACACCUCGAGGCUCUGAUGAACUCGAACAUGACCAACGACAUGGAGCGACAGAACGGAUUGAUCGACCAGGACCAUUCGACCCCCAAAAGAUCUCACAACGGCCCCCCGUCUUCAAUCAUAAGUGAUUUGCACCCAGGGGCUUUCGAUUACGAGCCUCCGAACUUCCGGCCGCGGUUGCCGAACUCCAGUCCAUUUCCCGGGCCCUGGCGAGCCAAUCACACUCCUCGCAGCAGGGGCGGGUUCCGGGGAUCCCCCAGGGCUCCCUGGAACGAUCGAGGCCCUCGCAACCCCAACAAUAAUGGAGGACCCCCUGGUAACUUCCAUCCCAGAGCCAUGAAACGCGGCAGCCCCUUCCGCGGCAACUUCAGAGGCCGCGGUCGCGGCAAUAACUGGUGACCUAAAAUAUUUUAUUAGUUCGCAAUAUUACUUUGCUGUAAAUAAUGUUAUUGGUAUUAAAUAUUGAAUAUUGAAUCGUUGCUACCUAAUUUUAUUAACUAAAUGUACAAGGUACCGACGAUUAAUUAAUUACACCUAUAAAAAUAUUUUUAAUUUCAAUAUUUAAUUACAAGGGGGUAUGAUAGUUAUUAAUUUAAUUAAUUAAUUAUCUAUCCGCAUGAAAAAAAAACAAAUAAAUAUAAAUAUAAAUAAGAGUUAAUAAGUUAGAUCUAAUGUACAAAUACUUUUGUUGAUACUUAGCGAUAAGUACAUUGAUCUUAUGAUUUAAUAUAAAUUAAAUAUUAUUAUUAUUAUUAUGUAAUUGCUUUCCCGUUUGGUAACUAUUUUUUUUUAAUGGCGAGCACAGAUGUCAAUAAAAAUAUGACAAUUUAUUUAGCAAUAAAGUACGUUAUGAUAAUUGUCCCUCAACUUUUUUUCGCAUUUAAAUUGAUUAGUUUUUUUUUAUUGUUAUUUAUAAUUUUAAAUUAUAAUCACUUUAUUAUCAAGAAAUUCAUUAAUUUGCUCAUUAAUAAUUUUAAUUUAGACUCACUAAAAAAUUUGGAGCGGGUGACGUGUUUAGUUAUUUAAUUCCCUAGGAGGUAAAUUUACUCCGAUGCGAAAUUAAUUUUAAUACUGAAACUCCGAAAUUGAGUGAAUGCUGAUUUAAAUAAAAUCGAGGUCACUAGAAUCAUUCCGCUGAAGAAACAAACUCCUGAUUUGUUUUGUAUUGGAGUAAUUUUUGUUUUACUCCGGAACUUCGGGUGAUGGAGUGGAUUCGGAGUAAACGUAGAGUGGAUGACUUUUAUUUAAUCCCCUCGGAGUAAAAUUUACUCCGAAGUGGAGUUGGUUUUAAUAUUGAAACUCAGGUUCAGAGUAAAAUUUACUCCGAAGUAGAGUAGGUUUUAAUAUUGAAACUGGAUCGGAGUGAAAUUUACUCCAAAGUGUUUCUUUGAAUAUUAAAAUUUCGGUUCAGAGUAAAAUUUACUCCGAAGUAGAGUUGGUUUUAAUAUUUAAACUCUGGUUCAAAGUAAAAUUUACUCCGGAGUAGGUUUUAAUAUUGAAACUGGUUCGUAGUGAAAUUUACUCUGAAGUGGAGUUGAUUUUAAUAUUGGAACUGAAUUGGAGUGAAAUUUACUCCGAAGAGGAGUUGGUUUUAAUAUUGACACUGGGUCGGAGUAAAAUUUACUCCGAAGUAAAGUUGGUUUUAUUAUUGACACUGGAUCGGAGUGAAACUUACUCCGAACUGGAGUUGGUUUUAAUAUUUAAACUCUGGUUCGUAGUGAAAUUUACACCGAUGUGAAGUUGAUUUUAUUAUUAAACUCCGAAAUCAAGCAAAUGUGGAUUUAAAUAAAUUCCAGGUCACUCCGAAAUCACUCCGUUGCAAAAAACUCCCGAUUUACUUCAUAUACGGAGUCAUUUCUUGACUCCGGAAUUCCGAGUAGACUCAUAUUUAAAUAAAAUACGUAAUCACUACCGAUUUUUUACAGCGCAUAUAUAUAAUAAAAUAGAUAAUUUAUAAAAAAUAAAAUUUGAAUUGAAAGAGACUAGAGUUUAAAUUAUCAACAUUCAAAAUUAAUGUAAAGUUGAUAAUAAAAAAAGUUUUCAAAUUUUAAAAGUUCAAUUAAAAAAUAAUUAUUCGAUUUCGUAUUUUUUAUCAAAGUAAUUAAUGAGUAAAUUAGUGAGUUAUUAAUAAACGAUUAUAAUCCAUCGGAAAAAAAUUUUUU
Messenger RNA from Microplitis mediator, 5398 nucleotides. Its product is annotated as regulation of nuclear pre-mRNA domain-containing protein 2. The record is from RefSeq and is a predicted model, not a curated record. Gene Ontology annotation, biological process: mRNA 3'-end processing. Gene Ontology annotation, cellular component: RNA polymerase II, holoenzyme. Bases 471 to 3635 code for a protein of 1054 amino acids. Lineage: Eukaryota; Metazoa; Arthropoda; Insecta; Hymenoptera; Braconidae. Gene Ontology annotation, molecular function: RNA polymerase II complex binding. The transcript is spliced from 7 exons.